CUGGGUUGUUCUUGUUUUUCCCUAAAUGCAAUUGGGUUUUUGGAAAAAUUUGAUUUUUAAUUGAUUUUGAUGGAUUUUCAGAAUCUCCCUUGAUUCAUUUUUCUGUUGUAUUUGAUCAGUUUCGUUUUGAUGUUUCCAAAGUUUUGAUUUUUAUAUAUUUGGGGAAUGGGGUUUAUUUCUGAUUUUUUGUUUUCUUAAUUGAAAAUUGUGAUAUUGUUACAAAAAUAUUGUAUUCUUGGCCAUUAGGUUUUGAUAUGAAUUUUGUGAUAAUGAUCAAUGUAAGUUUUUUCAUCUGAUGGCCAGUGAAAGUGCUGAAUUAUCGGUUUCCCCGGACGUGACUACGUCGCCGGUGGUUGAAAAAAGAAGGUACUCUAUGCGAAAGGCUGGCUCCGGAAAAAGCAAUGAAAAAGUUGUUCCCCGUUAUCUCAGAGCUUCCACCGGUUCGUGUCAUGAUAUUUGUAAAUAUGGGGGGAACCAUUCGUUUGAUCCGAAGGAAAGACGUUCGAUACCUAACAGAGCCACAAGAAAAAAACUUUACCAGAGUUCACAAGCGAGCAUUGGUGCUAUAGUUGCUAAGCCCAGGCUAUCGGUUGAUUCCAAGCUAACAAAGAUGUCAACAGUUGUACUCAAAGAAUCGGCUGAAUCUAAGCCAACAAAGAUGUCAACGGUCGUACCUAAAGAAGCGGUCGAUUCCGAGGCUCGAACUUUGUAUGCUUUAGAUGCCAAAAACCGGAAGAAAACAUCAUCUGUUGAGGUCAAACCGUCACUCGUAUCGAAGUCACAUAUUUCUCCAUCAACAAGUCAAGAAAUUUCAUCAUCAACUGAUAAGGAGAUGCAAUCGCAAUCAAAAUCAGCGUCUAGUAAGGUUGAAACAAUGUCAAAAUCAACCCCGAAGACGGUGAAAACUCCUUCAAAAUCAACUCCUGUUAAGGUGGAAACACAUUCAAAAUCAACUCUCAACACAAAACCAACUUCUGAAGUCAAAACGUCAUCAAAAUCAACCGCUGAUUCAGUGGAAGAUGUGCCAAAAUCAAUUCUCAAAAAAGUUGAAAAGCCUUCAAAAUCAACCUCCAAAGUCAAAACUUCAUCAAAAUCUACUUCCAAAACGGAAGGAACUUCAACACAGUUACCUUCUUCCAAUGGUUCAAAAAUGAAGUUGUUGGCAAAGCCUUCGACAUCUUUGAGUUCAAUUCGUGUCGCAAGGAACAAAGUAUCAUCCUCUAUGAAUUCCUUAGAAGGCUCUGGCGACAAAAGAACUAAAGAAAUCAAGAUGGAAAAGAAAGUAGCUUCCUUCAAAGCAUCUCCAAGAAAAGUGAUAGUGCCGAUAAAAGCUUUGUCAUCUCCUAGAACCUCUUGUAAAAGGAUUACUACAAGUCGUAAGAACCUGAAAAUUGUGUCUCCUCUAAAGAAUCAGAAGGCUGCGAAAAAACUCGAACUUGAGGAGCACGAGAAUCUAAGAAAUCAGAAGACUUUGGAAAAGGUCGAACUCGAGGAAAGCAAAAUCGAUGAGGUAAAGGAAAAGACUCUGUACGUCAUCGAGAUGGAAACUGAAAACAAAACUUUGCAAUCUAAUCAAAAUGCAAGCUACGAUGAUGAAUCAUACCUCCCUCAGUUGUCAACGCCCGAGUCUUCAUCAACCUCAGUUACUCAAUCCUUAUCCGAAGAAAACCAUGAGGAAUCUGAAUACACAACUAGUGAAUACGAGCUGGACUCUCUAUCGGGAAACUCUGAAAUUCAAUGCAUUGUAAACAACGAGACUUCAAUGGCCGAGAAGAUAGGCAAGCCGAGAAAGGUUAAGGAAAUAGAAGACAAGGAUUGCGAAAUGACGAAAUUAAAGUUCAGAAGAGGGAAAGUGGUCGAUAAUCAAAGCGAGAAAAAUACUCCGAGAAAGCUUAAAUUCCGGAGAGCGAAAACAUUGGCAGAGAAAGCAAAUGUUAAAGAGAAAGUUGUUCUGAGACACCAAGAUUUUGGGGACAAGAAAGAUGCACAAGGAUUGUUUAACAAUGUGAUUGAGGAAACUGCAAGCAAACUUGUGGAAGCUAGGAAGAGUAAGGUUAAAGCAUUGGUUGGUGCAUUUGAAACUGUUAUUUCUCUUCAAGAGAAAUAACAUUCUGCUUAUUAAUUUGGAUGAGCUUUUUUUUAUGUUGAUUUUUGGUUUGUUUUGUGUAAAUAAUUUGUAGGAGAAUAAGCUUUGGUUGAAGUGACUGAUAGGGUAGAUUUUGGCUUGAAUUGUUCCUAGAAACUCUGUCUGUAGAGUUGAAAAAAGGGAUUUUGUGUUUGAAACUUUUCUUACUUAACUUGAAUCAUAUAUUUUGUUAACUAUUAUCAGCAAUGGAAAACUGUUUUAAAUUUCUUUCA
This is a messenger RNA of Lathyrus oleraceus (garden pea), 2358 nucleotides long. RefSeq lists its product as uncharacterized. Gene Ontology annotation, molecular function: calmodulin binding. The record is from RefSeq and is a predicted model, not a curated record. Lineage: Eukaryota; Viridiplantae; Streptophyta; Magnoliopsida; Fabales; Fabaceae. The transcript has 2 exons. The coding region runs from base 296 to 2107 and encodes 603 amino acids.